AUGAUAGGCGGAGAAGGCAUCGUCGUCGAAAUUGACGAAAGCAAAUUUGGCAAACGGAAAUAUAGCCGUGGUCAUAGAGUUGACAGCGUUUGGGUACUUGGAAUGGUUGAGAGAACAUUUGAACGACGCAUUGUUCUACUUCGUUUAAAAAAACGAGAUAAAUUAACUCUUUAUACUUUAAUUAUCAAAUACGUUGCCAAAGGAAGUAUUAUAUAUACUAAUAAAUAG
Molecule: messenger RNA, 228 nt
Organism: Vairimorpha ceranae
Lineage: Eukaryota; Fungi; Microsporidia; Nosematidae
Product: putative transposase-like protein
Exons: 1
Coding region: 1-228 (75 amino acids)
Source: RefSeq, a predicted model, not a curated record